GUGAACACUGCCCCUCCCUCCCCCAGAGCUGGUUGAAGAGGUGAGUAUUUAUGACGUCCUGUGGGAGACCAGUGAGAGAGUAGCAGAUGAGAUCCUCGACUCAGCCUUCCUCAGAGGGAUGUAUUCCAGACGUCUGCCUGCCCGCUGCUAUGCUGACUUCUGCCACCAGGAGGUGCUAUACCUGGACAGAGUCAUCACCAUGCUGCGGGUGCUGAUCAGAACAGUCCAGGGUCCUCCAGACAUCAUGAUGUUUCUCCAGAGAACACAUCAACGCUACCAGGAGUCACUGAAGAAGGCCCAGAUCCAAACUCCACCACACCUGAACCUGUCCUCCAUCCAGCCCUCUGCAGCUGUGCGUCAGUACCUCCAGAGCUUCCAUGACAUUGUAAAUGAGGAGCCCAUUUACUGGCUGGUGUCUCUGCUGCCCAGAGCCCUGCUCAGACCUUACCUGGCACAGAACCUGCCCCUGGGAGAGAGGACCAGACCAGACCCCAGCCCCUGCCUCUACCCCUGGCUAAACCUCUUCCCCUGCCCCUGCUACCAGUGGGGGGGAGAGGACAUGAAGCCUGACCAGAGGAACCAGAAGGAUGAGUCUGGGACAUAUUACAGGCAUCUACUGGAGAAGUACCAGGAUGUGAUAGACGUCUAUAAGGCUGUCAACAUCUUCAGAGUCCAGAUGAUCAACGAGAAGUCUCUCUUCACCUCCAGCUGGUUUCCCACUGGUGACAAGGAGGAAGAGGAGGACCAACCCAACCUGUGGUCUGUGGAGUCUGGUCCUGACGUUAGGGUGAAGCUGUAGCAGUGCAGCUGUAGAAUACAGGGAGCUGAGUGUGUAAGGCUGUGUGUGUUGGCUUUCACACUGGGCAGGACUGUUCCUCUUGUCAGACAUAUUCCAAUAUUCCACUUUUAUGUUAGUAACUUCCCCCAAAUAUCUACUGUUUAAACUGUAUUAAU
This is a messenger RNA of Oncorhynchus tshawytscha (Chinook salmon), 954 nucleotides long. RefSeq lists its product as uncharacterized. NCBI's taxonomy places the organism in Eukaryota, Metazoa, Chordata, Actinopteri, Salmoniformes, Salmonidae. The transcript is spliced from 6 exons. The record is from RefSeq and is a predicted model, not a curated record. Bases 119 to 799 code for a protein of 226 amino acids.